GUGGGCAGUUGGCAGGGAGUCGUCGGCUGGCUGAGCUGCACUCGUUUGGAAAUUGAAUUUCUUCUUAUUCUACGAUUUUGACGGCCAAAUUCCAAUCGGUUUAAAACAGUAACAUUUCAGCUCUUCUCUGAGGAUGGUAAUUCAUACCAUACGCUGCAGUGUCCCACAAUGCUUUCUACUUGCUGGUCAGAAGACAUUCAACACAACUACAGCCAUACGUGAAGAUGUUUGCUAUCCUACUGCCUCCUACGGCACAAGCACUGAACAUCUUAACUCAGGAGGUCGAUGGCAACGUUUUCAACGUUACAUUACCAGCUGGCGUCCCCUACGCAUUGGUGCAUUUGGAUUAGUGUUAGUUGUAGCUGCAUUUCAAUGGCGCCAAAGAUCUCAGCAAGAAAAUCCAGUCGCCAAAAAGUGGGAGGUGACUUGCUACCGCAUGAUCCCUCUUCGUGCCUCAUCUCGGGCAUGGGGAUGGCUUACUAACUUGGAACUACCACGGUCAAUACGGCCUUGGGUUUAUGGAAUGUAUGCUGACAUGUUUGGUUGCAAAAUCCAUGAAGCUGAAGUUGAGGACCUCACCUGCUACCCUUCCCUUUCUGAUUUCUUCUGCCGCCAGUUAAAGGAUAAUGUCAGACCCAUUGAUCCUUUUCAUAGUAUUGUAUCACCUGCUGAUGGGCGCAUUCUGAACUUUGGACGAGUUGACGGUUGCCACGUUGAUCAAGUCAAGGGUAUAAAAUACUCUAUUCCUGCAUUUCUUGGUGAACCCACAUGGCUGAAAAGAAAUGGUUUCAAUCAUGAGUCAGGCGAAGAAGUCAAAACAUCUUAUGACCCGGCCAAUGUUGAUUGGGAUGAGUACAAGAAACAGUUACUUCAGAACAAAGAUACUGACUUGUACCAAUGUGUAGUCUAUUUAGCUCCCGGAGAUUAUCAUCGAUUUCAUUCGCCUACUCAAUGGAAUGUCAACUUUCGGCGCCACUUUCAAGGGGACUUACUAAGUGUCAACCCUAGAAUUGCAAGGUGGAUUCCUGACUUGUUCUCGCUGAAUGAACGUGCUGUGUUUGUUGGGAAAUGGAAGCAUGGAUUCUUUUGCUUUGGUGCUGUUGGAGCUACAAAUGUGGGAAAUAUUAGGGUUAUUUGUGAUGAGACUCUGCACACCAACCUACCAAAAUGGCCAAGAGGACAACCUGUACAGCGAGACAAAUUUCUUGGUCCUCCAGGGAAAGGGAUUCCAUUUGCAAAGGGUGAGCAGUUCGGCGAAUUUCGUCUCGGCUCCACUGUAGUUUUGUUGUUUGAAGCUCCUAAAGAUUUCAGAUUUGAUUUAGAAAGGGGUCAACAAAUCCAAAUGGGCUGUGCUCUCAGUAAACAACCCAAAUAAUUUUGAUUGGUGUGUUAUGCUAGUCUUCGUCUUUGGUUUGCUUUCAAUCAAGUUGAUAGAUAGUCUGACAUUGAUUGAGGUCAAAUCAAACACAUAGAUAUAUUGUGGUACAUUUAAUUAUACCUCUUCAAAGAAAAAAAGGGGGGGAUCUUACAAUGAAGAAAUGGUGUAAUAUGUAUUGUGGCUAUAAUCAUUGAAUGUAAUUUUUUAUUUAAUGCAAGUUUUGAAAUAUUUUGUUUUUCUUCAUAAUUUACUUUGGCUUAUAUGUACUAUAGCCCAGCUGUGGUUUAAUUAAAACUGUUCAUUAACUUUUCCCAUGGCUCAAUUAAGUAAAACUGGUUUCUUUUUUUAGUUGUUGUUUUUUUUAAUUGUAUUAUUAUCUCUUGUUUAAAGUGACAGUAUGAUGUGAUUGAUUGACAUUGAUGUAACAGUUAGUUUUUUAGCACACUGUGUUAUUGAAAUCUGGUUCAUUCAUGAACUAUUUUGAAAUUUUUUUCAUUUGAGAUAAUCCCAUCUCAACUUUUUAUCUAUUGUGUAGUAGUGAUGUGAAUGCUAAAUGAUGACAACUGCAGUUCUGUGAUGUGAUACAUUUUAUUAUGUUUUCAGUUGUAGAAAUGUAUUGUGAUAUCACUUUCUAUUAUAUGUGUCAUCAGUUGACGUCAUGUAGAUUUUAGCUUUCUUUCCAAGAAUUAAAAAACAAGAAGUUGUCCCUAAGUACUGUUUCAUGUUAUCAUUGAAUUUGUGCAAUCAUCUGUCUAUUUAUUUCUGAAUCAUUGUGGCAAAAACAUUCUCCUAGUGGCAGAAUUUAACAUACCUCUUGUUUUAAAGGAAGUGCCAUAGUUGGAUGAGAUUGGGUGCUGCUCCUCAGUCUUAAACACUCAAGAUCAAAUCUUAUAAUUUACUUGUCUCUUUGCUCAUGUGUGAACUUGCAUACUUUCUAAGGUACCUGAUUAUUUAAUAUUUUAUCACAUUUGUAACAGAAGAUAAGUCAGUUUUGCCGUGUUUUGUGUUAUGUCCAUGCCAAUGUUUUUGACUGACAACAGCAUAUUUUGUGUCACCCAACCCAUUUUGCUGUUUGACCAAAUUUAAAAAAAGAAAGACAAAAAUCUUUUAGGUGCACAUUUUAUCCUUUGCUUCUGCCGCUAUGCCAUGAGAUACAGGCUCUAAACAUAAUUUGAAUUCUCCUGUUUUGUUUCAAUGCUCGGUUUCUUACUUUCAAAUUUCUAAGAGGGAAAAAGUGCUCAUGAAUGUUGUUUAGCAAUGUACUUACAAAUUGAGACUGGUUAAGGCCUUUUCGAUGCAGAAUUGAUAAAAACUAAGAGAAAAACUUUUGUAAGUAGCUUGGUUUUUUUCCAAAUUAGGUAAAGUUAAAAUUCAUAGAUAUUUUGCUAUUGAUUGACGUUCUGUCAUUACCCGACUGAGAAUUCCAUGAUACCACCGUUGCUUCAGUAUUCCUUAAACUCAAGUUUUGAAGGGGAAAUUUUUCAAUAUUCAAAUUGCCUACUGUCUGUAAUAAGACUAAAAAAACUGUGGAAAAAUGACUUGUCUUUGAUCUCUGUUGACUUGUGUGCUGAUGUGUACUGUGCUAAUUGUGUUACCUUAUCUGUUCCACUAUGUCACAUAUUUGGGUAUCACUGCAGAUAAUUUUAGUUUCUAGAAUUUAAUUGCUGUACAUAGCAUCCAUAAGGUAGAAGUUGGCUGAUGUUGUAAGCAACUUUCUGUUAUCUCAUCAUGCAUUUUCAAUUCAAACAAGAUCAUCAGUGUACUAUUACAAGUCCAUUUUGUUGAUGCAAGGAGUUGGGUCCUCUUAGCAUUAAUUGUUAGUUUGGUAGCGACUGCUGCAGGCCUUUCCUUAUGUUUUUGUUCCCUGUUGCUGAGCUAAAUCCAUUGUUUUACAAAUUUCCAUCCAGUCUACAUCUGAAGACUGUCAUUUCCUUAUUUUGGAAUAAAAAUCAUUGCAAAACCUCUGUUUAAAGGUACAAUAAAAUUAAAGUUAAAUAAGUGCUGAUAAUAGAUAAAAUAUUUGAGUCUCAUACCUAUAGUUCUGUCUAACGGACCAAUUCAUGCACUGCAGUAGUAUUUAAGUACUUGAUUUAUUUUAAACUUUUUAUUGUGUUUGUUCGAUAUUGCCUUAAUGCCUUGUAUAGCUGUUCGGAGCUGGUGCUAUUAAAUUUUGCUGAAGAAUGGCUGCACUGUUGAAGUGCCAAGUGGUGUUCUAGGCCAUCUAGGCCUUUUGCCUCAUCAGGAUUGAGCAGCAAGUUUUUACAUUGCAAAGGAAACUCAGGGGCCACUUUAUAUUUUUGGUAUUGCGUAUCAAAGCAAAAACAAUUUUGCUGGCUUUUAUACGUAUUUGUAUCUGUUCUUAGACUUUAUAAAAUUUGAUUUAUUGUACAUACUGUAUUCUCCUUUCUCCCAUGAAUCAUGUGGAACUAUGUACUAUCAAAGUGACUGACACCAGUGUCAUGGGCUUGCUCCCAUCCUGAUAGCAUUUUAAUAUUUCAAUACAGUAUUUUUUUUUUGUCAAUGGAAAUGUAAUUUUCCCACUCAGCUGUGUUUAAAAUGUCCGAGGCUUGUUGUGUCAAUGUGUCAAUAAAAGAACUGAUUUAAA
Molecule: messenger RNA, 3983 nt
Organism: Thrips palmi
Lineage: Eukaryota; Metazoa; Arthropoda; Insecta; Thysanoptera; Thripidae
Gene: Pisd
Product: phosphatidylserine decarboxylase proenzyme, mitochondrial
Exons: 7
Coding region: 134-1375 (413 amino acids)
Biological process (GO): phosphatidylethanolamine biosynthetic process
Cellular component (GO): mitochondrion
Molecular function (GO): phosphatidylserine decarboxylase activity
Source: RefSeq, a predicted model, not a curated record